AUGGUCAAGGCCUUAGCCGUGGCCUCCUUCCUCGGCCAGGCUGCUGCUCACAUUGUCAUGGCCAACCCUCAACCCUUUUCGGCUGAGUACAUGGCCACCUCUCCUCUUGCCUCUGACGGCUCCAACUUCCCUUGCCAGUACACCGGCCCGUCGUCAUACACCUUCAACCAUAUGAACAACAUGGCCGUGGGUGAGGACCAGCUUCUCAGCUUCAACGGUUCCGCCAGUCACGGUGGUGGUACCUGUCAGCUGGCUGUCACCCUGGACACUGCACCCACCAAGUCCUCUGUCUGGAAGAACAUCAUGGUCCUUGAAGGUGGCUGCCCUGUCGUCGGCAACGGCAACGACGGCACCAAGACUUUCAAGUUCCAGAUCCCUUCCGGCUUCCCCAACGGCAAGGCGACCUUCAGUUGGGUGUGGAACAACCGCAUUGGCAACCGGGAGAUCUACAUGUCCUGUGCUCCGAUCACCGUCUCGGGCGGUUCCGACAGCGGCAAGGACUUCUACAACAGCCUUCCUGACCUCUACGUCGUCAACAUGCCUCCGGAAGAGUGCACUGUUGCUGAGAACGGUAACUUGAUCAUUCCCAACCCCGGC
Dissoconium aciculare CBS 342.82 is the source of this 597-nucleotide messenger RNA. RefSeq names its product lytic polysaccharide monooxygenase. The annotation marks the transcript as partial. Lineage: Eukaryota; Fungi; Ascomycota; Dothideomycetes; Mycosphaerellales; Dissoconiaceae. The record is from RefSeq and is a predicted model, not a curated record. The transcript has a single exon.